Messenger RNA from Candida albicans SC5314, 1944 nucleotides. RefSeq lists its product as uncharacterized. The transcript has a single exon. The record is from RefSeq and is a predicted model, not a curated record. NCBI's taxonomy places the organism in Eukaryota, Fungi, Ascomycota, Pichiomycetes, Serinales, Debaryomycetaceae. Bases 1 to 1944 code for a protein of 647 amino acids.
AUGGCUGAAAGAGGUCUGAGCAAUCAUAAUCGUGGUGCGCUGGCUCACCACUCUACGAAAAGGUCAUCCAAAUACAAAGAGUACCAACCAAAGUUUACCCCGGUUAUACCAUUACCAUCGACAGAAUGUUUCCAAUUAGAUUAUAUAUUAAACAAUGUAUUAGCCAAAGAAAGUGAACAGGUAAACUCAGAUCUAUUACAAGUUGCAUUGAACUUUCAAAAUGAUUUGCGUAAGGAGAUCAAAUACAAAUUACUGAUAGAACAAAGAAUUCAAUUCAAGAACAUUGAAAUUGCCAAAACUGCCAGUAGCUUGAAUAAAACCAUUUUAGAAAGGAAGAAAAAACUACAUAAAUGCAUACUGAAUUCGAAAAACGAUCAUAUUGAUUCUAAUAUGAUUGAUUCUGAAGUAAACCAAUUACUUAAAACAGCUAGUGAGACAAGUCAUAAAGUGAAAAGUUUGAUAAGUAGGUUAACUGAUUUGGAUAAGAAAUUGCGUGGGGAGAACAAAGAUAAUUUGGUUAUGGUGAGGAAGGAAAUUUAUCCCAACUUGUAUCGAUUAAUGAAUAAGCAGGAAAUACAAGAAGAUGAGGUUCAGGAUGUUGAAACACACGAUGUUACAGCACCUUACGAGAGCUAUUUUGACUCGAGUCUUGUUUCCACCGGCAGAAGAAACAAUUUUAUACAGGAUUCCUUAAAUGAAAUUAAUUCAAGUGUUGAUACUGACACUUCUGGCGUACUUACCACCCAAGAAGGGCAGCCAGAAAUAAUACCCACAACAAACUCACUGGUUCUAUUAAAUUCAUUACAUUCAAUUUCGAAUUUGAAUCAAGAUGAGGAAGACAAGGACAAUAACUCUAAAGACAUCACUGAAGAGGAAUAUCUUGAUCCAGUACAAUUCGAAUCAUUUAUGAAAUCGAGUAUAGCAAAGUAUCGAAAGUCACAAAACAAAAAACAUCUUGAUCCGUUCAAGAACAUCACUACGAGUGAAACCAAUUCAGAGCCCAAAAAUCAAGCAUCUAACCCAUUAACAUUGUUAUAUUCACAACUUAUAUCCAAUCCCAAGUACAUUGAUUCACAAAGAAAUGGACAAUAUCCAUUUUCCAAUAUUGUAACGAUUAAAUCAUCAGCUACUACUAAACUGACUGAACUGAUUUCACAUCACAAGAAGUUGCGUAUUAAUGGGGCACCUAUCACUUCAGAGAGUCUACGAAGGAAUAAGGAGAAAUGCAAAUGUUCCAUAGCUGAUAGGGAAGCUUCGAACAAAACACUUGAGGAUGCAUUAUUGGAACAGUUGAAUAUCAGUGACCAUGACUUGGAUGGUGAUGAGGUUUGGAACAGUUCAGAAUUAAACUCCGAGGAAGACGAUUAUAACGAGGAAAAUACCGUGGAUGAACUUCUUUCGUCCGAAUCAUCUGAUCUGGACUCAUCGUCUAUAGAUGAAUACUCUCCAAUCAAUUCGACUAACCAAUAUUAUAAUAACUUCAAGUCAGAUUUAAAACAGAAGAAAAGGGAUAAACUAUCCAAAAGAAAAACCACAACAAGUAAGAGAAAGAAUAGGCGGUCCAUAUCAUUAGAUACAAGGGAGUUAUCUCCUACUCCAAAACAUGUGCCGUCGCAUCGAAUUUUGAAACCGAAAAGGUCGAUUUUGAAAUCUAACUCCAAUAACACCCAAAGAUUCUCAAAGGAAAAUUCACCAUUCCGAAAAGCUGGUUUUGUUACUGAUCAAUUGGAUGAUAUACUAUCUGAAGAAGUGAGUGCUUUAUCAGAAGUAAAUAAUGCAUAUGGUUCUAAAACAGAUAACAAGACAACCAAUUUAACUGUCCAAGGAACAAUUAUUCCUUUCAAAAAUACGAACCCCAAUGAUGAAGACAGCGAGCAGGAUACUACGAAAGAGGGUAUUAAGCACAUGAACUCGUUGUCACUUCUCAGAACGUAUGUGCUGUGA